Molecule: messenger RNA, 1816 nt
Organism: Oncorhynchus nerka (sockeye salmon)
Lineage: Eukaryota; Metazoa; Chordata; Actinopteri; Salmoniformes; Salmonidae
Product: heat shock protein, alpha-crystallin-related, 1
Exons: 3
Coding region: 124-846 (240 amino acids)
Biological process (GO): response to heat; negative regulation of apoptotic process; protein refolding
Cellular component (GO): cytoplasm; nucleus
Source: RefSeq, a predicted model, not a curated record
UGCCGAGAAGCAGACGUUAAUUUCGGUGGAAGUUUGAGAGAGACACCAACCAACGGCAUCUACAGCCAGCCAGCUUCACAGCUCUACUACUGCAACAGUACUACUCCUCUUCUUCCAGCAAACAUGACAGAGAGACGCAUCCCCUUCAGCCUGCUCCGCACCCCUAGCUGGGACCCCUACAGGGACUGGUACCAGGGCAACCGACUCUUCGACCAGUCCUUCGGUAUGCCUACCCACGCAGAGGGGUUACCUUCCUUCUCCAGCACCCACUGGCCCGGAUACAUGCGCCCCGCCCUCGGCCACGACCUGUCCUCUGCCGGCUUCAUGCCCUCUAUGAUGCCCCACCAGCAGAGUGCAAUGAUGCCCUUAGUCCCAAUGAUGCCCCAAGCCCCAAUGAUGGUCCAGGCCCCUAUGAUGGCCCAGGCUGGGGCAGCAUCGUACUCCCGCGCCCUUUCCCGCCAGCUCAGCACUGGCAUGUCUGAGAUCAAGCAGACCCAGGAGGCCUGGAAGGUCACUCUGGACGUCAACCACUUCUCCCCUGAAGAGUUGGUAGUCAAGACCAAGGAUGGCGUGGUAGAGAUCACUGGCAAGCAUGAGGAGAGGAAGGACGAGCAUGGAUUUGUGUCCAGGUGCUUCACCAGGAAAUACACACUGCCCCCUAUGGCUGAUGCUGAGAAGGUGACAUCCACCUUAUCUCCCGAGGGAGUGCUGACCGUGGAGACUCCUCUGAACAGGCAGGCCAUCAAGGCUGCAGAGAUCUCCAUCCCUGUCGCCAUGGGCAGCAGCAAGACCAAGCCCUACGACAUGACAACGAGGAAGGGAAGUGGCAAUGAAGAGGAGGAAUAAGAGGAGUGAAACUCCAAACAUAAACAUAAACACACACUCACACUCACACACACAUAGUAGACACAGAUGAAAUGGUUAGACAGAAAGAGAGAAGGUAUGCAAAACUGUGAUAAUUCCACACCUAUUGUAUAGUUACAGUAGGCUCUGGAAAUGCAUCUAUAACGUUAUACGUUUCACGUGUGCUCACACUAACACCACUUGCCUGCUCUAUCCCACACUGCAGUAAUUACUAUCUGCAUUUGAGUCAAGCCAUAACAAAAAACAGUUACACACACACACACACAUACAUACACACACACUCUCCUCAUUCCUACUAUGCGCUUGCUAGGAACUGAAAAUGAUUAGAUCUGCAAACAGUGACUGCAGUCCUGCUGUUGCAUCAUCAUGCUGUGCUUGCUGCCUCUCUCUCCCUCUCUCUCUCUCGCUCUCCCUCUCUCUCUCUCUCUCUCUCUCUCUCUCUCUCUCUCUCUCUCUCUCUCUCUCUCUCUCUCUCUCUCUCUCUCUCUCUCUCUCUCUCUCUCUCUCUCUCUCUCUCUCUCUCUCUCUCUCUCUCUCUCUCUCUCUCUCUCUCUCUCGCUCUCUCUCUCUCUCUCUCGCUCUCUCUCUCUCUCCCUCUCUGCUUACAGACGUUAACACAGCCAAGAAGAGCCAAGAUACCAGUGAUACUGUAGUCUAGUCCCAGAUCAUUUUGUUGACAAUGACCAUAGGAGUUGGAAAGACUGCACAAACUGAUCUGGACCAGGCUAGUGAUACACACAGAACACCAAAGAACCAAUGGGCCAGCACAUGGGCCUCUGACUAUUACACCCAUAGAAAUUCUAUUCAUUCUUUUUCUAUGAUUUCACCAUCCUCUGACUGUUACUGGCCACUCACUGUUGUUAAAAUAUGGUCUGAAAUACUGGUCUGUACUGUAGUUGCAUUUGGAAAGCUGUACCCACGUAUAACGGUGAAUAAAGACAAAUCCUAAAAG